Ictalurus furcatus (blue catfish) is the source of this 2056-nucleotide messenger RNA. RefSeq lists its product as uncharacterized. The record is from RefSeq and is a predicted model, not a curated record. Bases 873 to 1667 code for a protein of 264 amino acids. Lineage: Eukaryota; Metazoa; Chordata; Actinopteri; Siluriformes; Ictaluridae. The transcript has 2 exons.
UAAUCAUUGAUUUGACUGGAUUUGGAAUGGAAAACCUGAUUGGACUGGAUCACUGGGUCUGGACUGAAGUCUUGAUUGGACCCAAAGCUGUUUGGAACUGUAAAGUCUGAUUUUGGCCUGGAGCGUUUGAUGUAGAUUAGACAGUAGGAUCGGGUUGGUAUCUGGUCUGGAUCGAAGUGAUCAGUCUGAUUUGGACUUGAAGAUUCUGACCUCAAGUUCUGAUCUGGACUGCCAUCUGAUUUACACUAAAAUUGGAAAGGCUGAUUUAGAAUUCUGAUACUGAUUGUGACUAAAAUGUCUGAUUUGGAUUGAAGGGUUGGAUUGGAUCUUACAGAUAAUGUGGACUAUAAAUGUCAUUUCAUAUAAUAACCAGAAGGUUGAAUUUGUAUUCCAAGGUCUGAUUUGGAUUUCCACCUGUCUGGAUUGGACUAGUCAGUCUAAAUUAGACUGGUAUUUUAUCUGAUUGAACUUUUCAAUUGAAUAUUUUAUUGGACUCAAAGAUCUAAUCUGGACUGGCAGGUCUGGUUCGAGUGGAAAUAUCUGAUCAGGAUGAGUGUAGAUUAGACCGACCUGAUUUGGAAUAUACACGUUAGAUUUGAAAUGCAAAAUCUGAUUACACUCUAACAAACAUGGAUUAGAUCUGAUCUAGCUCCGAUAGCUGUGUUUUAAGUAUCUCUGACUUAAUGGCCCAGGUUGGCCACAUACACACACACACACACACACUCACACACUCACACACAUACAAAUAUACACACUCACACUCUCACACACACACACACACACACACACACACUCACACACAGACACAGACCCAACACUGAACCAUUAAGAGUGAGCAUUAAUCCUGUUUGUUGGAUUCUCCACAAUAUGGCAUGAGAAAGAGGAGGAUAAUGAAGGUGAUGAAGAGGAGAGUGAUGAAGGUGAUGAAGAGGAGAGUGAUGAAGGUGAUGAAGAGGAGAGUGAUGAAGGUGAUGAAGAGGAGAGUGAUGAAGGUGAUGAAGAGGAGGAUAAUGAAGGUGAUGAAGAGGAGAGUGAUGAAGGUGAUGAAGAGGAGGAUAAUGAAGGUGAUGAAGAGGAGAGUGAUGAAGGUGAUGAAGAGGAGAGUGAUGAAGGUGAUGAAGAGGAGAGUGAUGAAGGUGAUGAAGAGGAGGAUAAUGAAGGUGAUGAAGAGGAGAGUGAUGAAGGUGCUGAAGAUGAGGAGGGUGAUGAAGAUGAUAAAGAUAAUGAAGGUGCUGAAGAUGAGGAGGGUGAUGAAGAUGAUAAAGAUAAUGAAGGUGCUGAAGAGGAGAGUGAUGAAGGUGCUGAAGAGGAGAGUGAUGAAGAUAAUGAACAUGAUGAAGAGGAAGGUGAUGAUGAUGAAGGUAGACGUUAUUCCCCUCACUGAACUACUGCUGCAAACUUCACAGCUCUCAAAACUCACUGCAGGACACCAACAUGAUCAGCUGAUCUACCGAACAGCUUCACAUUUCAAGCACAGACAAGCCUCAACAACACACACACACACAGUCAGAGAGUCACGGGGUGGAGUCAGGGGCGGAGUCAGUGAGGUGGAGUCAGAUUGGUUGCGUCACAUGGGUGGAGUCAGGGAAGUAGAAUCAGAGAGGCAGCGUCAGAAAUGGAGUCAGGGAGGUGGAGUUAUAAAGAUGGAGUCAGAAAGGUGGAGUUAGAAGGAUGGAGUCAAGGAGGCGGAGUCAGGGAGGCGGAGUCAGGGGAUUACAGACACAUUAAUAAAAAUGAAGGUGUUUCCGUGAGAGUUGAUCAGCAGCUGAAGAGUUUUAUUCUUUUCUAUAAAAUGUAUAAAUCUAAUCAAACGAAAUGAAAUAAUUCCACACUGAAUCACUUCUAAUGAACUUCAAUUCUACACCGAAAUAAAGUCUAAUCAAAUUUCAUCACUACAUAUUCAGCUACUUUUAUACUUAACAGCUGAGAUGAAGGAGUUAGAUAAUAACGUUUUAAAUAUUUUACUAAAAACAUUGAGGGCAUUCAUUUAUAAACAAUUUACCAGAGUAACAUAUUUAAACAAUCAGUAAACAGAGGUAAAGAUAAACGAAGAUAA